This is a messenger RNA of Acipenser ruthenus (sterlet), 2949 nucleotides long. RefSeq names its product von Willebrand factor A domain-containing protein 5A-like. The coding region runs from base 193 to 2538 and encodes 781 amino acids. The record is from RefSeq and is a predicted model, not a curated record. Lineage: Eukaryota; Metazoa; Chordata; Actinopteri; Acipenseriformes; Acipenseridae. The transcript has 18 exons.
GACAGCGGGUUCAGCUGUCAGUCAGAGGGACAUGUUUUCUGGGCAAACUGGAAAGUUACGGGAAGUGGAAGAGAAAUUGUGAAAUCCCGUGGGAGUUUCGCAGUAUUUAUAACACGCAGCUGCUAAAGCAAAGCACACGCAUCUGCUGAAAAGACAGACGCAUAAAGUUUUUUUUAUUUUUCAACAGACAAGAUGAGAGACUGUUGUGGGCUUUUGACGUUGAAAAAUGAACCAGUGCCUCUGAAGGUGAUCUCUGUGCAGUUAAAGGUCCAAGGCUUUGUAGCGGAUGUCUGUUCCACUCUCAGCUAUGAGAACUCAGAGUCCAGCCCGGUGGAGGCUGUCUUCGUGUUUCCCAUGGAGGAGGACUCCUCGGUCUACGACUUCCACGCCGAGAUCGGGGGGGUCAAAAUCCAAGCUGAGAUCCGAGAGAAACAGGAGGCGCGUGACACCUAUGAUGACGCCUUGAGCAGUGGACAGCAAGCCUUCCUAUUGGAGGAGAGCGAUGAGAGCCGGGAUGUGUUCAGACUGAGCGUGGGCAGUCUGCCUGCGGGACAGAAAGCGACCGUCUGUCUGUCCUAUGUGACGGAGCUGGCUGUGGAGGCGGACGGGGCUCUGAGAUACUGCCUGCCUGCCAUCCUGAACCCCCGAUACACCCCUGCUGGCGCUCAGUCCCUGACCACUCCAGUGUCCGGAGCCUCUGGAGGGCCGGUUCCCUACUCGCUGUCUUUCAGUGCCCACCUUGCCUCUCCCAGUGGAGUCGCCCAGGUGAAAUCCAACUGCGACCUCACGCCUCUGGAGUAUCUCGGAGACGACAAGACCCAGGCCCAGGUCUCUCUGUCUCCAGGUCACAAGUUUGAUCGGGAUGUGGAGCUGCUGGUGUACUACAGCCACCCCCACCAGCCCACCGCUAUUGUGGAGGGGGGGCUAGCCUCGGCCACGCCCGGCUCAUUGAUGGGGGACCCGCUGGUGAUGGUCAGUCUGUACCCAGAAUUCCCUGCGGCUGCGUCAACGCCCCAGUCCAGCUGUGGAGAGUUCAUCUUCCUGGUGGAUCGCUCUGGCAGUAUGGACUGUCCAAUGAGCAACAUGGAGUCGGGGCCAAUGCGCAUUGAGAGUGCCCGGGACACUCUGCUGCUUCUCCUCAAGAGCCUGCCCCUGGGCUGUUUCUUCAAUAUCUACGGCUUCGGGUCGCACUUCGAGGCGUUCUUCCCGGAGAGUGUGGAGUACACUCAGCAGACGAUGGACUCUGCUCUGGGGAAGGUGAAAGGGAUGGGAGCUGAUUUUGGAGGGACGGAGAUCCUGGAGCCACUGAAAGACAUUUACAGCAAAGCCUGCCGACCAAGACACCCCAGACAGCUGUUUGUCUUCACAGACGGAGAAGUAGGGAACACAAAGGAUGUCAUUAAUGAAGUCAAGAAGCAUGCUGGCACUCACAGGUGCUUCACGUUUGGGAUUGGAGAAGGAGCCUCCACAGCUCUGAUCAAAGGCAUGGCCCGGGCAGGAUCGGGUCACCCCGAGUUCAUUACAGGCAAGGACAGGAUGCAGCCCAAGGUGAUGCAGAGCCUGAGGUUCGCACUCCAGCCCGCUGUCAAUAACAUCGUCCUCAACUGGGACGUCCCGGCUGGACUGGAGGUUGUUCCUGUGUCCGAAACGCCAAAGGUCCUCUUCCGGGGUCAUAGGUCAAUCCUGUACGCGCAGCUCAAAGGAAAGUUUGAUGAGAGUGCGGUGGGUCGAGCGAGUCUUCAGUACAGUCUGGGAGACGAGCCCCACAAGACGGAGAUCAGCUUCAAACUGCAGCCGGACAAGCACACUGGGCUGACGACUCACCGCCUGGCCGCACGGACCCUGAUCUGCUCCCUGGAGGAAGGAGGGAGUGUGGAGGGAGAGGGCGGUGAUAAAGAGAAGGUGAAGGAGAAAGUGGUGAAGAUUAGCACCGAGGCCCGAGUCAUCUCAACACACACGGCCUUCAUCGCUGUGAACAAGGACCUGAAUCAGGCUGUGCAGGGGCCUCUGAUCCAGAGGAACAUGAGGCCACAAAUGAUGGCCUGCUCGUUCAUGCGUUCCUCUCCCCGAAGUCUUCCUAUGAUGAUGAUGUCUGGUGGUGGCUUUGGCGCUUCUGCAUAUAACCCACCAAUGGUAAUGCGGCAGUGUGCGCAGAUGAGUAAUACUGCUGUCUUUCAUUGCAGUGAAACUGGGCCAGAACCAGAUAAAGAGGACCCCAUGCUAACACUGAUCUCCCUGCAGAAAGCCGACGGCUCCUGGGAGCUCAACGAAUCGCUCGUUUCUGUGUUUGAGAAGAAAGAGCAAGAAGCCAUCAGCAAAAUGCCAGCCGAGGUGAGUGACAGGGCCGUGUGGGCGACGGUGCUGGCGUUGCUAUGGCUACAUGGCUUCAAGGCGGAGCUAAAGGAGGAGUGGGAGUUCCUGGCAAUGAAAGCGCUCUCCUGGGUCAAAGCACAAGCAGGGACCAGUUUGAAGCUGUGUCUGGAAGCAGGGAACCGUCUCCUUGGCUGCAAGGUGGAGCCGCAGACACUCGAUCUGUGACGGUCCAGACCUCAAAGAGUCUCAAGCAGCCUUCUAUACCCACUGCAGCAAGCCAGCUCCUGCUUUGAGCAGCACACUGAAUAUUUAGCUGUGUAGAAAUGCUAUAUCUGAUCACUUAAAUAGCCUCAAUCAGCCUUCUAUCUAGCGACCCACUCCACUUGUUCAAAAACAGCAAUUGUACUGGACUGGAGGUCUGUGGGUUGAAAAAUGUUUGAUUUAGAGAAAAAUGCACAGCUAGCGCAAUAACAUUAUACUAACAUACAGGGCCUUUUCAUUCAGUCCUUCUGUUUUAUUUGCAUAUGUUACUGAUAAUGGCUUAUCUAAAUAUUUUCUGAAUGUUUCUUAUGCUUGAGCAUUUCACGUUAUGGAUAAAAAAAUGACUUUAUGCAUUAAAGAAUUGCUUGAAAAUGG